AUGUGUUCCGUACGACCUGACCGCCGGGGCACACCGGUCGGCCAGUUGGCCACCAAGCGUUUUACCGGGGCACCCUUCGGGGUGCAGAGCCACAGGUUUGAUGUAUCUGCGGUUCACCCCAACUACAAGCGGCUCGGCUGCUUCACAGAGGCGCCGUACUCCCUGCGGCACACGAAGGCCAUGUCCCACCUAGGUCCCGGCAACUACGAUGGCCAGGAGACCUGCUUCAGCAAGAACAAGCUGACCCGGGAGCAGGGCACGGGCUGGGCCAAGGCGCAGGAGGCCACCCGGCUCACGAAGCUGCCCCACUUCCAGUACCAAGUGACCAUGAAGGAGAAGCAGUGGCAGAAAGAAAAACUGGGGCCUGGCUCCUAUAACUUCAAAGACUUCAUCCAAGAGCUGCAGGAGCGACCCGGCAGUUCGCGGGGGCUGCUUAGCUCUGGGGAGAAGCGAUUUCGAGGAAUCAUUGGGAACUACAACCCCGGUCCUGGCAACUAUGGGGUGAGGGGCAACCCCUACACCAGGCUGGAGGAGAGCGCCUGGGCCCGGGCUCACUCUGAGGGCCUCAUGUGCAGGAUCACCAACAAGCCGCCCCCGCUGGCACACGAGGGGAGCGGGCUGGCGCCUGGCACCUACUCCCUGAAGGCGGGCAUCGACACCUACGUGGCACGGUCCAUGGGCAAGCGCAACAUGUACGACAUCUUCUCCGGGGACCGCAGCCAGCCCAUGCCCUACGGACACUUCGCCGUGCAGAGGAAGAAGUCCCGGGAGCUGAUGGGUCCGAGCAGCUUCGUGGAUGAACUGGAUGCACCAAACAAUCGGAAGCGGGGGGUCUUCCUGAAGGCGCCUCGCUUCCCAGAGACGCCCCCCAAGAGACUCUACAGCUCCACCCCGAGCAAGCGGCCCCCCCAAAGGGCACUGGCUGCGUCCAGGCCCAGCACAUGGCAUCCUCCUGAGUCCAAGAAGAAGGUCAACCACCCGCCCUUCCUGUUCGUCUCCCAGCGCCCGAAGGCCUCACAGACAAUAAUGGGAGCCUGGAACCCGGUGGGUGUGGGCCGCUACCUCAACACCUGGCUGAUGGAGACCAAGGACCACCGGCAGCGCUACCGCUCUCUGUACCUGAGCAAAUGCCAGCGCUACCCCUCGGACCCGCUCUGGGACAAAUUCCUGCAGGAAAGGAUCACGCCUUUCACCACGGGGAUGUGCCUUCCCGCUGUGGAUCACAGUUCAGAACCCGCAUCUGACCCAUGCAGCCCAAGCACGGCCACUGUGGUCGACACCAGAUGCCCCCAAGGCCUGAAGACACAUCUGGGGAUGGGAGGCCCCGAGAUAGGUCUGGGGUUGGUCACCACGGCCUGA
Sorex fumeus (smoky shrew) is the source of this 1359-nucleotide messenger RNA. RefSeq names its product ciliary microtubule associated protein 2 (gene CIMAP2). NCBI's taxonomy places the organism in Eukaryota, Metazoa, Chordata, Mammalia, Eulipotyphla, Soricidae. The coding region runs from base 1 to 1359 and encodes 452 amino acids. The transcript has 12 exons. The record is from RefSeq and is a predicted model, not a curated record.